UAUUAUUAUUAUUUUAAAAAUAAGCUCCAUAAGUUGAACUCCCGCGCUGAGCAGUCCGAUCCGGAGCCGCUUCUCCCCAUGCCUUGGAUUCGAUCCACUGGAUCCUUGGCCUUGGAAGAGGAGGAGGCGGAGGAGGAGAAGGCGAGGAGGCUCCUGCAGCCGAGGCGGAUGUAAGGUUCCUGGCUGGGCUGGACUGUGUGAUGUUUCUGCUGCUUCGUCUCCCAGCCGGGGAGGCGUGGAGCAGGCAGGGCGGCUCGCUCGCUUUGCCCGCUUCUGGGGGGUUUUGUAUUAUUUUUCAACUCCCCCUUCUUCCUCCCUCCUCCCGGGCUGCUGCUGCCGCUGCCGCCGCCGCCGCCGCACACAGACAAGACAGCACUAGCGUGUGCAAGAGCUUCGGAUUGUUUUUCUCUCUGUGUGUGUGUGUGCAGAAGACUGAUCCGGAUUAUGAUCUAAAAGGGGGGGUGCGGAGGAGGAGGGGGAAAGAAAGUCUGUUUCUCUCUAUCCAGAGGCUCCUCUGAUUUGCUCCGAUUGCAUUUGGAUUCCUGCAAGCAGGGACGUCUCCCCCCUCCCCUCCCCUCCCGUCCCUUCCUUGUUUUUCCGUUAGGAAACACACACAAGCACGGAAAGGACGAGACCUCGGUGCAUGUCUGCAUGCAGGCGUGUGUGUAUUCCCCGGGCGUCGCGAGAGGAAGGGAUAAAUAAUCACAGGUAGCAACAAAAGGAGAGCGCCCCCCCCUUCCCGCCGCCCUGCUGUUCUGAAGCCUGCACCUCCUUCCACUCCAACCUGCCUUCUUAUUUAUUGGAGAAAUCUCCUCGGAUCCCUCCGCACUCCAGAGUGUGUGCUUUAAUCCCAGGGAAAAUUAAAAAAACAAACAAACAAACAACAACUAGUGAAGCCAUCUAACCAUGGUGGUUUUCAAUGGGAUGCUGAAAAUAAAAAUCUGCGAAGCGGUGAAUCUCAAGCCCACAGCUUGGUCCCUGCGGCAUGCGGUGGGUCCCAAACCACAGACCUUCCUGCUGGACCCUUACAUUGCCCUCAAUGUGGACGACUCCCGGAUCGGCCAGACCUCCACCAAGCAGAAGACCAACAGCCCUGCCUGGAACGAUGAGUUUGUCACGGACGUUUGCAACGGCCGGAAGAUCGAGAUGGCCGUUUUCCACGAUGCCCCCAUUGGGUACGACGAUUUCGUGGCCAACUGCACCAUCCAGUUUGAGGACUUGCUGCAGAACGGGAGCCGCCACUUCGAGGACUGGAUUGAUUUGGAACCAGAAGGAAGAGUGUAUGUCAUCAUAGAUCUUUCAGGGUCAUCAGGUGAAGGUAAGACUGUUGGGUUUUUAUCAUAUUCUGCCGUUAAUAGCAGAUUUAUAGUACAUUAUUGGACACAUGAUUCAGGACUCCUUCAUCCAAAGAUAAGAGUCUCUAGAGCAAUGCCCUUUGUGUAUGAAACAUGCCCUGCUUGGUUCUCCUUGCAGUAG
This is a messenger RNA of Lacerta agilis (Sand lizard), 1476 nucleotides long. RefSeq names its product protein kinase C epsilon type-like. The transcript is spliced from 3 exons. Bases 907 to 1476 code for a protein of 189 amino acids. The record is from RefSeq and is a predicted model, not a curated record. Lineage: Eukaryota; Metazoa; Chordata; Lepidosauria; Squamata; Lacertidae.